AUGGCACGCACUAUCAAGACCGUUGGGGUUGUGGGAACUGGAGUCAUCGGAGCUAGUUGGACUGCUUUGUUCCUCGCACAUGGACUUCGCGUUCUAGUCUCCGACCCUGCCCCUGAUGCGGAAGAGCGCUUAACAGGCUAUUUAAAAGGUGUAUGGCCUUCCCUUCAACAGCUAGGUCUACACCCAGAAGCAUCGCUAUCCAAUUGCACGUUCGUCGGCGAGAAUUUCGAUGAUCAUUGUGGAAAGGUUGAUUUCAUUCAAGAGAAUGCACCAGAGAAAUUGGACUUAAAGCGUCAGCUUUUUGCAUCCUUGGAUGCUAAGACGAAAAAAGACGUGAUUAUCGCUUCAUCUUCGUCAGGAAUUCCCUCCUCUCAAUUCAUCACUGGGUGCCAGAACCCUGAGCGUAUCCUCAUCGGCCAUCCAUUCAACCCUCCACAUUUGAUGCCUCUUGUCGAGGUUGUUCCUCACCCGCGUACCAGUCCUAAGGUCAUCGCGACGGCCAUCGAAUUCUACAAGUCUCUUGGAAGAUCGCCUGUUCAUAUCCACCAGGAAACUCCCGGCUUUGUUGCCAACCGCUUGCAGGUAGCUUUGGACAAUGAGGCCUAUAGCCUCGUGCAGAGAGGGAUCAUCUCUGCCGAGGACUGCGACUUGUGUGUUACCACCGGUCCUGGACUUCGAUGGGCAUUUACAGGGCCUUACAUGACUAAGGUUCUUGGUGGUGGUGGAGGUCCAGGGGGGUUCCGUCACCUUGUUACCCAUUUGGGACCAGGUGCGCAGAAGUGGCUUGAAGAUAUGAGGGAGCAUGCAUACGUCCGAAAUGAUGCCAAUAUUGACAAGCUUGACAAGAGUGUGCAGGAGAUGUUAGUCAACAACCACCCCAAGGACGUGGAACAGCAGCGAGAUGAGGGUCUCAUUGAGGUUAUCAGGCGCAAGCGUGACUUCAUUCCUAAAUCAUUCUGGGAAGCAGUCUGA
Molecule: messenger RNA, 972 nt
Organism: Penicillium pulvis
Lineage: Eukaryota; Fungi; Ascomycota; Eurotiomycetes; Eurotiales; Aspergillaceae
Exons: 4
Coding region: 1-972 (323 amino acids)
Biological process (GO): fatty acid metabolic process
Molecular function (GO): oxidoreductase activity, acting on the CH-OH group of donors, NAD or NADP as acceptor; NAD+ binding
Source: RefSeq, a predicted model, not a curated record